AUGAAGUUAUUAGGCAAGAAUUUUAACAAGAAGGAGAGCUAUGUAGUGGUGCAAGCAGAAGAUGAUGAAGAUAUCUGGAUUCUCUACAACUUUCUCCAGAAAGGUGACCGGAUUAGUUGCUCGACGUUUAGAAUUGUCACCAAAGAAGGUUCCAACAAGAGUGAAAAAGUGUUGGUCAGACUAGUGGUGAAAAUAGAGGAUAUUCAUUAUGAAGCAGAAGGGUCGUCGCUUAGAUGUAAAGGAAGAACCGUAGAGGAACACAAACUUGUGCCUCUUGGAUCAUACCAUACCGUGGUAAUCGAUACCAAAUAUUCGUUCAAGAUUUUCAAAGAUUCCAUCGAUCGGUAUGCCAUGAAGGUUAUUCAUGAUGCUGUUGACAUCACUAACAAAGCAGAGGUUGGCACAAUCAUUCUUCAAGAAGGUAUUGCCCAUUUCUGUCUCUUGACAAACUCUCAAAAAGUAUUGGUUGCCAAAGUGGAAAAAUCGAUACCCAAAAAAAGAAGAGGUCUUGGGGAGUCGGGAUAUGAAACAGCGAUGAAGAAAUUUUAUGGAUACUGUUACGAUUCGUUUAAACGAAAGUUUGAGUUGGAGAAAUUGAAGGUGAUUUUGAUUGCUUCUCCCGGUACCAUUGCCAAAACUUUAUACGAAUACAUCAUGAGCGAAGCUUCGAAAGACCAAGAAAAAAUGAUUUUGCAAUCAAAAGAUAAAUUCGUUAUUGCCCAUUCUUUCAACGGGUACUUGCAAUCUUUAGACGACACAUUGAAAGACCCAGAAGUCCAAAAGCGAUUGGAAAACACAAAAUUCAUUAAAAACAUCUUGCUUUUAGAGAAUUUUUUCACAGAAUUAAAUAAGGAUACUGGGAUUGCAUGGUACGGUAAAGAUGUUUGUGUCAAGGCCAUUGGCAUAACCGGGGCAGUCAAACAUUUGCUUCUAACCGAUACGUUAUUUAGAAGUGAUGACCCUAAAGAACGUCAAUUUUACAUCAGGUUGAGUGAUAAAGUGAGAAGUCAAGGAGGAGAAUCAACAGUUUUCUCUAGUCGACACGAUUCUGGCGAGCAAUUGGAUAAAAUGACCGGUAUUGCCGUUAUAUUGAAUUACCCAAUGCCAGAGUUGGAUGAUGAGUCAGAAGACGAAGAAGAUUAG
Molecule: messenger RNA, 1143 nt
Organism: Saccharomycopsis crataegensis
Lineage: Eukaryota; Fungi; Ascomycota; Saccharomycetes; Ascoideales; Saccharomycopsidaceae
Product: ribosome dissociation factor DOM34
Exons: 1
Coding region: 1-1143 (380 amino acids)
Biological process (GO): ribosome disassembly; nuclear-transcribed mRNA catabolic process, no-go decay; nuclear-transcribed mRNA catabolic process, non-stop decay
Cellular component (GO): cytoplasm
Source: RefSeq, a predicted model, not a curated record